Amaranthus tricolor (Joseph's coat) is the source of this 717-nucleotide messenger RNA. RefSeq lists its product as uncharacterized. The record is from RefSeq and is a predicted model, not a curated record. The coding region runs from base 1 to 717 and encodes 238 amino acids. Lineage: Eukaryota; Viridiplantae; Streptophyta; Magnoliopsida; Caryophyllales; Amaranthaceae. The transcript is spliced from 3 exons.
AUGCAAGUAGCAAGUCAGCCAACAGUUGUGUAUUGUUCUCCAGGAUCCAUGUCUUCUUUUCUCAAUCUCCGUAGAACACAAAAGAAUGCAACAAGUCAGCCAGCAACUGAUGGCAAUGAGAAUGAAGGCAAUGAGAAUGCAUCUGUAAACGAAGUCCAUGGAAAUGCUGUAAAUGAAGUCCAUGGAAAUGAAGCCAACGAAGUCCUUGAAGUAGAACCUCAAGGAAAAAACACAACUGCUGAAAACUCUACUCCAAAGAAGACGGGCCGAGGUCCCACACUUUUGACUCAUGUUCAUAAACGAACAAUGAAUGAGCGACCUCUGAUCAUCCUAAAUUGUUAUGGGCAACCAAUCGGUCCUACAAAAAAACAUAUGAGUGAAUAUAGUCUCUUCUUAGGGACGUUGGCUAGGAACUCGGAGUAUUUACCGCUCAACUAUUGCGAUUGGCCAAGUGUACCACAGAAUGCAAAGGAUGAGGUCUGGGAUUAUGUGCAAAGGAAGUACUUGGUUUCAUCUGAAGGAAAGGAUUGGGCAUUAGAAACUAUUGGUUGUCAGUGGAAAGGUUGGAAGUGUAGGAGUAAGGCAUUAUACUACUAUCCAUAUGCAACUUACGAAGAAAGGUGGAAGAAUCGUCCAAAUACAAUUCCUGAAAGCCAAUUUAAACAACUCUUGCACUAUUGGGAUGAUGAGGGAACUCAAGUAAGUGUCGAAGAGUAA